UCAAAUAAAACAAAAAAAAAAUAUACUUAGUAAUUAAAAUCUAUCUUGUUUUAUCUCCAAAAUAUGUACUCUACAAUAUUUCAAUUUGCUCAAAUUACAUCUAGAUCAAUAUUCACUGCUCUUAUUAUUCAAAUUAUUUUGUUUAACUGUAAUUUUUAAGCAAAUUGCAGCUCUUAAGCGGACGGAUAACUCAAUGUAUUAAGAGUAAAAGAAAAUAAAGAUAACUUAGAUUUUGGCAAUUCAUUAAAAUCUAUUGAUGAUUAUGAUGUGAGUAAAGUUUAAAUCAGGAAAUUAUUUAAUUAAUAUACAUAAGAAGGUGAAUAUACUAAUUACGAUAAUUCAAAUAUUGAAGAAUUAUAGAUUAACUAAAGCUUUAAAUUCAACUUUCGUGUUUAAAAUGCUACUUUUUAGAUUAGUAAUUACUCACAAAAUAAAUAUACAUACAUCGAAUUUUAUUUUGAUAAUAGCUAAGAUUUUUAAAGUUAUAAUAAUUUGAACACUCCUCGGUUAUUAGCUAAUAUUGAUUAAGCUCCUUAUUUUUACUUAAAUAAUAAAAACCAAACUGAAAUCAAAGCCUAAUACUUUGACUCAAAUGGAUACUAUCAAAAUAAAAAUAGAUUUUACUUGCUCAUAAUUUCAGAUACACCUUUAACCAACACUUUAUAUCUAACUCUUCUCUUAGAUUAAUCCUUUUUGUUAAAUUAAUAACUUAAUUAUUAAUUUACUAUCAAAAUUAUUGGUUAAAGUAACUCAAAACCAUGUCCUUUUGGUUGCUUAAGUCUUGGAUCAUGUGUCUAAGGAAAAUGCAUGUGUUAAUAAAACUAAAUAGAUGAAGAUUGCUCCCAAAGUGCUUAAAAAGUAGAAAUAAAUUAAACUCAAUAUAAUUAAGUGAUACUAAAACCCAAUAUAAUUAGCUAUGUCUACAUGAAGACUGAUAAUUUAAUGACAUUGCAACAAUUAAAAGUAAGUCUUAAGCUAAAUAAUUAAAUAGGGACUACUUGCAUUUUAUACUAGAAUCCUUACUAAUCAAUUAAUAAUUUAUAAAGUACAGAGAUUCCAACUAUACUUAACUUCAAUAAAAAUCUGUGCUUAGGGCCAACUUCCAUUUAAUAAAAUUAAUAAUUUAUCCUAACAGAGGGGCCAAUUAACCUCACUGUUGGAUAAGUAAUUCCAAUAGGAUUAAUUUUAAAAAAUUAAUAUGAAGAUUAGCAAAUAUUUUAUCAAUUUUAAUUAUUCGAAGAUUAAAGUGAUAGCUAUGUAGAUUCUGAUGAUGUAAUAACGAUAAUUUCAAUUGUUUGUUCAUUUUUAGUCACAUUUACAAUGGUAUUUAUUUGCUUUUAGUACUGCAGAAGCAGACAUUCAAACGAUAACUUAUCUUCUAGUUUUGAAAAUCCUAUAAUUUUGGAAAGUAAUAGUGAAUAAUAAGAAAACUAAAAGAAAGCUGAUAAAAAGAAAAUUAAUAAAAAAAUUCUUGAAAAGUAUCUUCCUUCUUAAUAAUGGGAAUAGGCAAAACUGAUGCUCAAAGAAUAAAAAAGAGAAUUAACAGAACCAUUUAUCUGUUUAGUUUGCCAUUUAAAUAUUGAAAAUGGAGAAAAGGUGCGUGUCAGUAUUUGCUAUCAUGUGCUGCAUAUUGAAUGUUUCGAUGAGUGGUUUAUAAAUAAGGAAUUUUGCCCUAUGUGUAGACGUGAGCAUAAGCUUGACGAUUUAAAAAACAAUAAAAGAGGAAUUUCGAAUAAUAAAUUUGAAGAAAAAAUGAUUGAUAUGGCAAAAGUAUUCAUGUAAAACAGCUAGCAGCAAGCAGAUUCUUGCGAAAUACAAUAAGAAUAAAAAAAAAAAAAUAGUCUCUUUAGUGACAAUACUAAUUUUAGUAAUAUAAUUGUUUAUAAACCUAAUAGGAAUAAAAAUCUUACAAUAAAUCCAAAAAGGAAAUAGUCUAAUGAUAAUUUAACUCAUAAUUCAAUUACAAGUCCGUACCUUUUAAGUUAAAGCUUAGUCUCUUAGCAAUAUAAUUCUAAUUAAAAAUCCAUUGAACUCACUCCAACUGUCUUAAAGAAAAAAGAAACAAAUACUUAACCCAAUUAAAUUACAGAUAAUAAUUACAAUAAUAAACAUAAAAAGACUGUAAACACUCAUUUUGACAUUCAAGAAGUUGAAGCAGAAGAUGAUGAAAACUUUAACUCUAACCCAAAUAAUGACAAAAGAAGCUCCUUUAUGGGAGGAGAAUAACUGUUAUUAAAUCUCAUAUCUUUUGAUUAUUAAAACGAAAAUGGAAUAAGCAGAGCAUAAGAUAAUUAAGUUAAUAGAAACAAACAAAAUAGUUUUCAAUCGUCCUUAUCUGAUUUUUCUAACUUCUCGCCUGUGAAUAUGAAAAAAUUUAAGGAAAGUUAAAAUUAGAUAUUUGAAUAAGAAGGAAGUUUAGAUUUAUGUGAUUAAAGUAAUAACUCUUAAGUGGUAUUUUAAAAUAACUUAUCAAACAAACUAUUGAAAAGACUUAGCAAUUCACCACAAAAAUACCAAGAUAAUUAAAUAUCCUUUUUGGAAAAUAACUUUGGAUAAAGUAUUAUCUUAGAAAAACUGAAUGAUAAGUCAAUUUAAAAGAAUAAAAUAGUAUUUUAGAAUUUACUUCCAUAGGAUUAACUAUGA
Molecule: messenger RNA, 2643 nt
Organism: Tetrahymena thermophila SB210
Lineage: Eukaryota; Ciliophora; Oligohymenophorea; Hymenostomatida; Tetrahymenidae
Product: RING finger protein
Exons: 2
Source: RefSeq, a predicted model, not a curated record